UACAAAACUCUAGACGCUUGGUCACAUCCUCCUGAGACCCAGAGGAAUAAAAGUUUUGCUUUUUGGUUGUUUUUGGCUGACCGCUGAGGGCAGCCCUACAUAUGGCAUUGUCCGUAUUGCAGUUGCAGAAAGCUUUCUCAUGGCGGUGGGCUUGACCAUGUUGUCCGCCGAUUGCUGUUAGCUUGGAUGUCGCUGUGUAAGACCGCUGUUCUUGUUUCUUCCGACCCGGACCGCUGUCGUUGAAUCCGGAGCACAGCAGCAGCGUCACACUCCUCCUCGUCCGCUUUCAAGUGCCACACACAAACGCGACGCUCACGCACACACCUACACUGAAAUGCACGCCAACAUGUCGGUAGUGAAGACUCAAGCCUUCUACCUGCUGAGGGAAAAAAACUUUCAGAAUACUGGAGGAUAAAAAGCAGAAAUUUCUCCUCUUAAACCUCCUCUCACCACAGAGGAUUAGCGCGUCAGCGCUGUGUGUGUGUGCGCCGCUCCAGCUGUGUGUGUCUGUCGCCCGCGUGAGCCAGGGUAGUGCGAUAUGUUCAAAAAAUAUAUUUGGAUCCGAAACCACACUGUUCGUAGAGGAGGACCAGGAUGUGCUUUUACCAUGCUCGCUCAGCUCCAAGGAAAACAUCAAGGCCUGUCUGUUCGACUGGAAGAAAGAUGGUCAUAAGGAGGUGUUCAUGUAUGAUUCUGCAGCUCGUUAUGAUCACUUUGCGGGUCAAGACCCACAAUUUGUAGGUCGAGUCUCACAUUUUGAAGAUGAGCUGAAGAACGGUAACGCCUCCAUAAAGAUCACAAAGGCAAAAGUGGCUGACAGUGGAAACUACACCUGUAAUUUCCUAUGUCUACAGCCGAGUCAGACGUUCCAUGUCCAGCUUGUUGUAGGGCUGUAUGCUGACCGAGUGGAGGUAAAAGAAGGAAGUGAUACUGUUUUGAAGUUUCCCCUCAGCUCCAGGGUGAACAUCCAGUCAGGGGUGUUCGACUGCAAUAAAGAUGGCAAGAUGGAGGUGUACUUCUAUGAUGAGGGCCUUUAUUCUGGUCAUGGCCGUAAUGGUCAAGAUGACCACUAUAAAGGACGAGUCUCACAUUCUCAAGAGGAACUACAGCAUGGCAAGGUCCUCUUAAAGAUCAUUGACACCAGGGUGGAGGACAGUGGAAACUACACCUGCAUUUUUCCCCGUCCUGAACCAAGACGAGAAAUCCAUGUUCAGCUUGUUGUUGAUCCCAUCUUUAGGGACAGGACUGGAGAAAAUCCAUCUGCAUCACCAAGGCCGAGCAUCGAGGUUCUCAAUCAGACUCAGGACUGGGCGGUGCUGCAGUGUAAAGUUCAAGGCGCUUCUCCAAAACCUUCCCUGAAGUUUCAGGACAGUUCUGGAAACCCCCUGUAUGCUGAGGAGAGCCCGCAGCCCCACACAGGAGGAAAAUAUGACAUGACCAUUCAAGCUACUGUGAAUAAGACCGACCACUACCGUUGUGUACUCAGGCAGGAGGAAAUUAAUCAUGAGAUCACCAUCAAGACCUUUGUCUACAUUCAUGACAAAGUGUGUGAGGACCCUUACCGCCAUUGGUUUGGUGUGACUGGAUGGACUCUGGCUGUACUCCUCCCUUUGAGUGUUGCUGUACCGUACUUCAUAUCAUACUGUAUAAGAGUUCUAACCCGAGUGAAUCAGAUUACCCGAGAAGUUGGAGGAAAUCAUAGAUGCAUCCCAGCUGAUGAGGAGGAAUCAUCUGUAAAUGAGACACCUGCUGAAAAAAAGCAGAAUGGAGAUGUUUUAAUACUAUUACAAAAUGACCUGAAAGUGAAUGAAAUGAAAUGUGGUUCUUCUGAUCCACCAAACACCCCCGAGUUGUUGCCUAAAUCAAUCAGUGGCCUUCCAUCUUAAAGCUUGUGGGUGAAUUACUAACCACUCAAAAUGUUUAAGAUUUGGCAGCUAAACACCAUGGAAAUAGGCUGUCUCCUUGGCACUGAUAAUUUAAUGUCCCUUUUAUAACAAUUGAAAAAAAAUAUAGUUAUUUAGUGCUUAACAAAUUUGUUAGACCACCACCCAGAGUAAGGUUUAUGCCACAGCUGCCCUAAAUUAACAGCACUGGUAAUUACCAAAAUCAUU
Messenger RNA from Cheilinus undulatus (humphead wrasse), 2111 nucleotides. RefSeq names its product butyrophilin subfamily 3 member A2-like. The record is from RefSeq and is a predicted model, not a curated record. The transcript has 9 exons. Lineage: Eukaryota; Metazoa; Chordata; Actinopteri; Labriformes; Labridae. The coding region runs from base 684 to 1886 and encodes 400 amino acids.